Rhagoletis pomonella (apple maggot) is the source of this 1149-nucleotide messenger RNA. Its product is annotated as 2-aminoadipate transaminase. NCBI's taxonomy places the organism in Eukaryota, Metazoa, Arthropoda, Insecta, Diptera, Tephritidae. Gene Ontology annotation, biological process: biosynthetic process. The record is from RefSeq and is a predicted model, not a curated record. Gene Ontology annotation, molecular function: pyridoxal phosphate binding; L-2-aminoadipate:2-oxoglutarate transaminase activity.
CGAGGAUCUCAUAAUUACAACCGGUGCAUCACAGGGACUGCAUUUUGUCUUAUCUACUCUGGUCGAUUUAAAUGGUAUAGUUUUCGUUGAUGAAGUAACUUAUAUGAUUGCACUUGAUGCUAUUAAACAAUUUACAACGAUCACUAUAAUACCAUUACGACUUAACAAUGAUGGUGUAAGCGUGAAGGAAUUUGAGCAAAUUUUACAGAAAAAACGUUUUCAAUCGAAUUCCAAAACCUUUUGGGCAAUGUACUAUACAAUUCCCGCCUAUCAUAAUCCGACAGGGAUUUUGUUUUCGGAAGCUAUUUGCCAAAAUCUUGCUGAGCUGGCCCAAAAAUAUGACUUCUUAAUACUCUGUGAUGACGUUUACAAUAUCCUAAAUUACACGAUAGCACGACCACCCAAACGAUUGUUUGCCUACGAUAAAGGAUCUGGAAAUAUAAUUUCGAAUGGAAGUUUCUCAAAAAUAAUUGGACCAGGCCUACGUAUGGGUUGGUUGGAGGUACCUGCACGUUUAAAACCUAUUUUGGAAAUGUCUGGUAUCUUGAAUAGUGGCGGUUGUUUUAACAAUUAUACUUCUGGUAUAUUGGCCAGCCUCUUCGAACUGAAAUUGGCGCAAGUACACAUUGAUAAAGUAUCACAUGCGUACAAAGAGCGUAUGUUAGCUACUUGCGAGGUUCUUGAACGUCAUUUACCCUCAAAUUGUAAUUGGACAAGACCAUCAGGUGGAUAUUUUAUUUGGAUUUCAUUACCCCCAUUGGCGGACGCCGCCAAAUUUUUACAAUACUGUGUGAAAGAUGAGAAAGUAUUCUUUAUACCAGGAUCGCGUUUUGCGUAUGAACCGACAGUAGCGAAAAAUUGUCUACGUUUAAGUAUCGCUUUUCACAGCAAGGAAAAAUUGGCUGACGGGGCGUUGCGUUUCUGUGCAUCAUUAAAACGUUUUCUGGAAGAAGAGCUAAAAUAAAAAGAAACUUAUAUGUUUUUUAAUAUGGCAGUGCGUAAAUAUAUUUUAUAAAGUGUCCAAUAUUGACAAUGUCAUGAUGUCUGUGCUAAAAAAGAAUAAGCGCAAAAGUUAAUUGAGUUGUGACUCUCGUAGACGGUCUAAUAUAUUUUACAAACACAAAAAAAAAAACACAUUUUUAUAUGAAA